AUGCCGAUGGAGCUCAACUCCGGCAAAAAGCUCUCCCAGCUCAAGCCUCGUUUAUCUCAUUGUGAAGUGCCUGGAGUUGUGCUACAUAAUGGUUUGGAAAUACAAAUAAAGCAUGAUAAGUUCAGGCUUUCACAGGAAAUAGAGACUGCUUUUAACACUGCAUAUGAAGUGCUUCUGGAAAGAAGGAAGGAGAUGCUUGAAGAAGUUAAUGCUAACGAGUCUUUUAUCAUAACUAAGGAACUUCUGAAGAAAAUAGAGAAGAAGAAAAGGGACUUGGAAAACAUUAUGCAGACUGGGAAACAAGUUAGACAGUUUCCGGUACUCCUUAACUGUUUAGAUUUGGAUAAGAUCAUAAACAUGAUACAUUCCUCUGUUGAUCAAGAAGUUUAUGACUUGACUUGUCUGGAAUCUGCAUCUGGCUUAUGUUGCAGCAUUGAGAGUGAUGACCUACGUCGCAGCUUAAAAACUUAUCUGAAGAUAAUAGCUGGUGGUCCCAAUGUAAUCUCAUCAGAGAACCCUGUAUACAAGAAAAUGGGCCAGCUUAGAAGCAUUCUUAAAAAUUGCUGUAACAGUCAAAACUGGAUACAGAGUGAUGACUUGAAAAUGGAAGAUAUUUAUGUCACCAUGAAUUGUAAGCAAAAUUCCACAACUGAUAUUUCGGGGGAGUUGAAAUCUAACCCUGAAGCCGUGAUUUCUGAAGAUAUAGAUGAAGAGCAGUAUAUUUCCCCUGUAUUCAGAUGCAGACGAAAAAUGAAACCAUUCAAUAAAAUGAAUCUCUCUUCUUCUCACUCUUCCAAAAAAGUUUCCCAGGAGUGGGUGGUUAUUAUCCAUGUUGUCGACCCAAAUCACUUUUAUGUAAAGAAGGUCUCAGAAAGUAAAUUGUCUGCAUCGCUAGCCAUGAAGGUACAUUGCUUUUGUUGUGGUGACAACUGCAAUCUCAACCCUGAAGAUAUCUUAGAAAUGGGUAACAUGGUAUUUGUGAAACAUGAUGAAAGGUCAUGGUGUAGAGGGACUAUUACAGCAAUUGAUGAUGGAAUUAAAGACCCUCACCUUGUAGAAAUGUGUGUUGUCUCAAAGAUUACACGGAUUUCUGUUUUUUUGAUUGACUCUGGGUGCAUAAGAAUCUAUACUACUGUCAUAAGUCCCAGUGUUACACCAACUCAGGCUGGUGUACAAACAACAUUGAUAAAAAGCCUAAUCCAAUAUAUCAAAAAGCCUGAUGCUGUGAUACAGCAAGAAUUAAAGACUCCACCCCUGGCUCUGAAAUGUUCGCUGAAAAACAUUGUACCAGCAGAUGUGAAUAAAGGUUGGGCUCCUGAAGCACGAGUAGAAUUUUUGAAGGCUGUAGGAACCAAAGCAGUGAAGAUGAAAGUGUUUGGAAUGGACAGAGAUAUUUUACUUGUCGAUUUAAGGUCAUCUUACCUAGAUAAAAGAAGAAAUGGCUUACCAGUUUCUGUCAGAGAAUUCUUAGUAUUCCUAGGACUUGCAAGGUUCAGCUCUCCAAAUUGUGGGUCAACUUUCAAUACUGUUUACAGCAAAAGUAUCUCAUCUUAUACAGCUGCUUUGUUUCCAGAACAUGGUGUUAAGUUUAAUGCUGUUGUGUCGUAUGUUUUUACACCCUCAGAUUUUCAUAUUCAACUGAUAAAUUGGGCUGAAAAUGCAGAAUUUCUGAAUCUCUCCUCAAAACUGCAAGACUACUACAGUAAGACAGAAGAUAAUUUAAAAAUAUGUUACCCAUAUCUUCAUCAGGCUUGUGCAGCUUUCUUUGAGGAUAUCUGGUACCGAGCAAAAGUAACGGGCACUUUUGAAGAUGGAACUGCUGAGGUGAAAUUUGUUGAUUUUGGAAGAACAUCAAUAUUAUCAGUGAAUGAAUUGCUAAUAUUAAAGAAUGAAUUUCUAGAGUUGCCUGAAAUGGCAAUUCACUGUAGUCUUGCCCAUAUCAAACCUUUAAAAAAUUGUGAAUGGAGCAAAGAAAGUAUCGAGCAAUUUCAAGAAUUGACAAAGAAAUCUACAUUGCUAGGAGUGACAACAGGUAUUUCUUCAAACAAUAUUCUCCUCACAAAACUAUAUAGUGUGUCAGAUCAUGAACAUCAACUGGUUGACAUUGGAGAAGUUCUGGUAAAGGAAAAUUUGGCUGCUUUUAUCAAUAACAGAGAUAUUUAUCUUCCAUCAUUUGAAGUUUGGGAUUUACCUGUUGAAAGUGAGAUUUCUCCAGUUCUUAUCUCUGAGACUGCAGAUUUUGGAGAGCAAGAAGAAGGAGAAGAUAUUUCUUUUGUGGGUCUGAAUAUUUCUUUAAGCUACUUUAGUGAUUUUCAGAAGGAGCACGAUGUAAGAGUGACACAUGUAAACUCACCUGGAAGUAUUUUUGUCCAUUUCCUUGCUGCAGACAGUGUACUUAAAAGAUUACAAGACAAGAUGGAGAAAGAGUAUUCGUCAUCAAUACCUGAGAAAAUUAAAUGGAAGGAAAAUAUGAAUUGUGCUGUGCUUUUAAAUGGGUUUUGGCAAAGGGGACUGAUCCUCAGUGUUGUAACAGAAAAAUCUGUUGAGGUACUAUGUAUUGAUUUUGGCUAUAAAACAGUAUCAGAUAUUAGUAUGGUACGAAAGUUAAAAGAGGAAUAUAUCUCUGAAGGUAUGGUACUGGAAUGCUCAAUAAGUGGCAUAAGACCGGCUGGUGGUAAUAAUUUUUGGACUGCUACUGCAUGUGAAAAUAUAAAAUACUAUUUAACUGGAGUUUUGGCUACCAUGAUAAUAAAGGAAAAUUCUUCAGAGAGACCUCUGCCAGUUUUAUUGUAUUGUCUGAAUACAACUGAGGCACACAUCAGUAUUGCAGAUUACCUAAUCGGUGUAGGAUUAGCUGUAAGGGAAAGAAAAGAAGCUCCUGAAAUCAUUAAUCAUUUGGUUGAUAAGCCUGCUAUGACUGAAGAGAUAUGUACAAAGGCAAUAUUCCUUCCUGAGUGUGGUGAAGAAUUGUACCACAAUAUUAUUACAGAUAGUGUUAAGUUAAAUCCUUAUAAACCCCCUGUUCUUCCUGAAAAUAUGUGUCAGAUGCUGAUUACGUGGAUUGGUGAAGAUGGAAUUAUUUAUGGAAUGACCAGAAGUGCUGAACAGGAAUUCCUUAAGAUUCAACAAAAAAGCAAGGAACAAAUUAAAAAUCUUGAACAUCAUCAACCCUAUUGCUGGAAGAAAGGAGAAGGCUGCACUGUAAGAGGCAGUGACAUGUUCUGGUAUCGUGGAAAAGUUCUAGAGGUUGUUGGUGAAUGUAUACAGGUACAGCACAUAGACCAAGGACUCAUAGAAAAGGUUCCAGCAUGCCAUAUUUUUUCUACAGUUCUUUUUGAAGAUGUGCCACAGCUUUGUAUUCCAUGUCAGCUUUAUGGGGUCAAACCAAUUGGAAAUACUUGGCACACUGAUGCAAUUGAACUAUUAACUGAAUUGCUUCGGAACAGAUAUGUUGAUGUGGAGAUAAUGGAGCAGCCAGUUGAUCCAAGGAAUGUAUUGCCCAUUGAAGUUCAUUUUUAUCCAAUGACUUUAACAAGAAUCCUGGAAUAUCAUCAGCAUGCAAUUAAAGAUGGCUCAGUUUUUAUUUCAAAAUUGGAUUGCCAUUCUGCCUUUGUGAACGAUGAAGUGCCAGACUGGGAUUUCAGUUUUAAGGGUUUAGAAGUUGAGCUCCCUCCUGUGCUUGCUUAUACUGAUCUUAUCCUGCCAAAGGCAGGAAAACUAUUUUCUGUGGUAGUACAUCACAUGGUGACCCCGAAUGAGGUGUACCUGUCUCCUAGUGAUGGGGUGCAUGAAGUAAGCAAUCUGGAAAAUGCAACUUUGCAAGAUGUUUUAGAUCAGAUUAAUGAAAAAACGGAUACUCUUCCAUUUGUUACUGAUUUUUGUCCAGGUGCUCCUUGUCUCGCUCAAUAUAGUGAUGGGAAAUACUACUUUAGAGCUGAGAUGAUAAAAGUUUUGAAUCUCAGCCCAGUAAAGGUUCUAGUUAAACAUGUUGACUAUGGUUCUUCUGCAAUCUUGAUCACCAGCAGACUUCGGCAAAUCCCAGCUGAGCUUAUGAAAUACCCACGUCAGGCAGUCAAGGUAAUAUUGGGAGGAUUUAAGCCUCUUCAAAAUGAUCUUGAAUCUGAAAGAAUUCUUUACAAGCCUGAAUGGAGUAUGAAAGCACUGUGGGCUAUGAUGGAUUUAUUGCAGAGUAAAACAUUGCAAGCUCAGAUUGUGUCACAGGAUGAAAAAGUUACAGUACACUUGUUUGAAAAUGGAAGUCUCAUUCAUGAAACGUUUGUCAAAAAUGGUUACGCAGAAUAUAUUUAGUGUUUGCAGACACCAGGAAUUUGAAAUCCAGAAGAAACUCCGAAAGUGUGUUAUUCGGCUAUGUCCUCAUAUCUUUUUGUUAAGAACAAGAUGUUGUUUUCUCAUUUAUGAGUCUUCAGUUAAAUUACUAGAGUUUGGUAAAAAUGUUUCUGUACUGAAAAGCAGAAUAUUGUUUAUGUUAUAAAUAAAAGUUACUUGAAUAACAGGAAUACUUAACAGUAUUGUUUGUUGUCGCCUGAGCAAAGAUCUCAUAAACAGCACGGGAUCAAGGCAGGAUUCAGCUCAUCUGUGAAACCUUCAGUUAAACUGGAAUAUUAAAGAUCACAAGUGCCGACAUUGCUGGCACAUCUUAUUCUGUGUUCUUUUUCACUCCGUCUUGUGUAAUGUUGAAGCUCGUGGAGCAUCUCUCAUUCUGUGUUCGGUAGCAUUCUUUCAGAUAUGCAAAUAUGGUGUCACUUUCUUUGAAAAUAACUGGGCAGAGACUUUAUGACCAACAUUUUUACACUUUCACUUGUUCU
This is a messenger RNA of Polypterus senegalus (gray bichir), 4826 nucleotides long. It is a transcript of the gene rnf17, whose product is annotated as ring finger protein 17. The coding region runs from base 1 to 4308 and encodes 1435 amino acids. The transcript has 33 exons. The record is from RefSeq and is a predicted model, not a curated record. Lineage: Eukaryota; Metazoa; Chordata; Cladistia; Polypteriformes; Polypteridae.